Fibroporia radiculosa is the source of this 2025-nucleotide messenger RNA. RefSeq lists its product as uncharacterized. NCBI's taxonomy places the organism in Eukaryota, Fungi, Basidiomycota, Agaricomycetes, Polyporales, Fibroporiaceae. Gene Ontology annotation, cellular component: NatC complex. The record is from RefSeq and is a predicted model, not a curated record. The coding region runs from base 1 to 2025 and encodes 674 amino acids. Gene Ontology annotation, biological process: N-terminal peptidyl-methionine acetylation. The transcript has 14 exons.
AUGGAGAUCGACCAACUUUUUGAUAUUCCUGGCGGGGACGAGUUCGAGGACGUUACACAGCUUUUUGCUGCAGCCUCAGAGGAUAUGGAUUCGGAAUCCCUCUUUUUGAUGGACGGGUUCACGCUCAUGGAUGCCAUGGGUGCAUUUGAGAUUGGAGAACCUCGUAUGGACAGUGGCAUGCUUCUCGAGCAGCAGCAUCACCCAUCGUUCAAUCCUUCUACAUUAAUGCUACCCGAGGAGGUGUGCUGGAUAAUAGAAAGAACAUUUGCGUGCGAGAUGGAAUGGCAUACUGGAAAUAUGCUUUCUCAAACUGUUUUUACAUUGCUCUAUGUGCACCAUUUAAGCGCUCUCAAUCCCGACUUCGCGCCUCACCUCUUAGACCAGAGAUCAGAUACAGCACGUCCUCCGGAACUUGUCACUCUGGUCUUACGCGCCGCAGUCUUCGCAUUGUUGAAAUCAUGCGACUUUAGUUGGCGUGAACUCUCUAAGGGAAAAGUCCAUGAGAUCGAAGAUUGGUUCGGUGAGAAAUGUGAUGUGUCCCUUUUAGAAGGCGUCAACAGCGAUUUCGUUAUCAACAAACUCGACGAUGCUUGUACUUGGCUGCGGCAUUCUAACAUUGCGACACACAAGGCCAAUCUCCUGUGUGAUAGACUCUUGCUGCGUCAAGCCAUGAUGCGAAUAUUCAAGCUGGCAUUCCCUCUAAAUGCUCCAGAAUUACGGACUAUAGCUAUAAGUGCGCGAGGGAUACUGCAAAGUAUUCGCAAUCAAGUUGUGGAACCACCAAGCCCGGAGUCUCCAGCUUGGCAUGUCUUAGACCCUUACAUCAGUCGACGGCUCUCCAACUUCAUGCCAGUUCGUGUGAUACCACUAGCACCUCAAAAUGAUAUAUGGGAUUCCGUUGAUCAUCUCCUUGACGGUCUGCAUGAAUUGAGCCAAUUGCUCGAGAGUCCCUACGUGGUUACAUGGGAGGUUCCUUGCGGAUUUGGUCCCCUCAUAAUCGUCCACAUUGUGCAUAUCUACGAUCCCUGGUACAGAAACUUGAUCUUUGGAAAAUACGCUCCAAUAUGGCUCAUCGAUCGUUUCUUUCAUGAAGCAGUAGGGUUAUCGUAUGGUGCAGUCUUGAAAAGUCUGAACACUGGCGGCAGUGCAGCUGCCGAUCUGCUGGUGCAAGAUAUGGAGCGUCGAAUGAUCAAGCUCCUCGUCGCACAAAUCCGGUGUCACUGGCAUAAUCCACCGAGGAGACGACGGCAUCUAGCCAAAUCUGUUCUUCAAUGGCAUGAGAUACACGACCUGUUUCUUCAGUUGCAUUCGUACUGUGCACCUACCUCUUCUAGUGAUCGGAAAGUUACGGAUUGUCUUCCAAAAAUUGCACUCAUGCGGCGGCUGUCUGCGGCACGAGAGGUCAUUCUCUCAGGCUUUCAACAGGAUCUGUACGGACCAGAGGAGAUUCCCAUCGCUUACUGGUUUGCCACUCGAGUUUUGGAAGAACAUCUAGUAUGUAUAGACGAAAUCUCUGAUCUUGUCCAAAAUGGGGACGUGGCAGAUGAGAUAACCUUUCAACGGAGAUUCCUUACCGCACUUCAAGUGAUGUUGAUGGCUAUGUGUGUGCUCACAUACAAGCCAUCGACACAAUCAUUGGAUAGAACGCAUCUCAACUUCAGAAAGCGAUACAAAUGGGCUCUUUCUCCGGCAUUUCAUAGCCUGUCUCCUGCGCACCCCCUCCCUGAUUUGCAGCAGUUUAGCCCACACGUGAUAGAGUUACAACAGGUUCACACGUGCUACUCCCCAACUGAUGCCUUCAAACUGGCUAGGGAUAUUUUACAAGAUCUCAUCUGUGCUGAAAGCCCUCCCGGUUUGUCUGGACGCUGGCAUAGUCUCCGCCAAAAGUUCGUUCGUGAGCUGACUUGCCUGUGCGAACGCUCAUUGUCAGCAACCUCCGGAAUCGGUACCGUUUUUACUGACCAAAGACGAUUAAAAUGGCAGAAUCGUAGUCAUCCGUGGUUCCCAGACUUCCUCGUCGACUGA